AUGGUAGCGACAUCUUCAAAGAGGACGUUGGAUCCAAAGGAGGACUAUUUGUCCGCUGAAAAAACAUCGACGAGUUCAAGCAACACCAUAAUAUCUGAGCUAGCAUCACAAGAGAAAUCAAGCUCUAAUGCUACCACACUAAAAUUAAUUGCCCUUAAUAUCAAAACAAUAUCAGACGAAGAUGUGGGUUAUAUUCAAAAUGUUGAAAGGCUGUCCUUAAGGAAAAAUCACUUAACGUCCUUGCCUGCGAGCUUUAAGAGAUUAUCAAAGCUGCAAUAUCUGGACUUGCAUAAUAACAAUUUUAAAGAAAUUCCAUAUGUUUUGACACUAUGUCCUCAAUUAGAGAUCUUAGAUCUGUCUUCCAAUGAGAUUGAAGCAUUUCCGGAUGAAAUAUCAUCCUUUUGGCAGGAUAAUAUACGUGUAUUAUCGUUGAAAGACAACAACGUGACCAGCAUACGAAAUUUGAAAUCGAUCACGAAACUAAAUAAGCUGAGCAUCUUGGAUUUAGAGAACAACAAAUUACCCAAAGAAGAACUUGACCAAGUACAGAGUUAUACUCCAUUUCAUACAGGCAUCCCUAAAGAAGAAUAUUGGGCAAUUGCAAUAUCACGAUAUCUGAAAGACCAUCCCACCCCACCUGGUUCAGAACCAAAAAUAUCGAGGGCAGCGAAAAGAAUGGGAUUCAUAAAUACGAACUUAUCUAAUGGAGCAAUGAAUGACAACAAUAUAAUAUCACUUGCCCCGAGUGCGAAUACGACUAUAAAUGCACCUACUGCAAUGGUCUCAUCUAAUCCGACCUCCGUAACAACUUUCAAUGGUACAGGCAAUGUAGAAUCAGAACCUAGUGGGGUAGUGAGUGGGACAGAGCUAUAUAACCACACCAAGUAUAAUGACUACUUCAAGAGGUUAUCGAUUUUACCAGAGGAGUCAAUGAGUAACGAGCACCAAAAGAUAUCGCAUUCAGAAUUGGUCGUUUCCUGUCGGAAGCUCUUAUUUAGUUUCACGGAAUGCCAACAAGCAAUCAGAAAAAUUGCCUCUUUCUGUAAAGAAAAGGCUGUAGCGGUGAAUGUUGUAUCACUACUGUACUCUGUCAGAUCACAUACUGAUAAUCUGGUGGAGGUCUUGCAGCAAACAGAGAACGAAGACGAGUCACAUGAUCAGGCGUUAAUCAAGCUGUGCCUUACCAUUAUUACAAAUUUUAAGCAAAUUAUAACAUUAUUGAGAAAGAAUUUCGAGAUUUUUUUCAAAGAAGAUGAUCUGUGUUUCAUAAGAAUGUUUUAUAUGACAUUAAUGUGCGCUUAUAUGGAAAUGUAUAAUGCAUGGUCUUUUAUCAAGGAAGAUGAUCAAGUGGCUAGUUCUGUAAAUAAGGCUCCAAAGAAACAAUCUUUUUCGAGACAUGACACAUCGUCCAGUAUCACAAACAGUGGAGGGCCCGCGGUAAAUACAAUUAGUACACACUGUAGCGGGAAUAUAAAAUUACUACCGAAAACGAGGAGCACAAGAACACCAUCUGCAUCUGCAUUGCUUUCGAACAGUAAUAUUCUAACGGGUGACACGCCAAUUUCAAACAGCACCACUGUUCCACUCUUAUCGCCAAAUCCAAACAGUGCACACACUCAUGGUCCAAUCUUGGGACAUCAAAAUGCAACAAGCAAUGGAAGCUCUCAAAUGAAUAUGAAUGAAGGAAAAACUACUAGCGAUAAUCUGCCAAGGCAACAGCUACUUCAGCACAACAAAUCUCUCAGUGAUUCGAAAAAAGAAUCAGUAGUGCAUGAAACUAAACCUCAUCCUGUUAUGACUUCUUCGAUAAUUAACGUAUCAAAUAGCACUAACAUCUCUAAUGUCAAUAUAACCCCUCCACCGAUGAAUGCUAGUGGUGCUGGUAACAGUACCGUUAAUGUAGUGGAGACAAAUAUUGAUAUCCAAUUAUAUCAAACACUAUCAACAGUAGUUAAAAUGGUGAGCGUUGUAUAUAAUCAGUUAACUUCAGAGAUAUCCAAGAUAGCCAUUGCUAGCACCAUGGGAAAGCAAAUUUUGACGGACUCGUUGGCACCUAAAAUUCGUGAUUUAACGGAAACAUGUCGUCAAGCAAUGGAUCUAUCCAAACAACUGAAUGAAAGGCUGAAUGUAUUAAUACCGAACGAUUUAAAUUCAGAAAAGUAUCUAACAUCUUUGGAGAAGCUGAAAACGUGGGAGAUAAUGAAUUCGUUCUUAAAAGUAAUAAUAUCAAUUUUGGCUAAUACUAAAAUCGUAAUGAGCGAUGUGCCUAAUUUAAAUGAGCUGAGACCUAACCUAGCCAAUUUGGCCAAGAUUACUAAGGACGUUACUGUUAUAUUGGAUUUGAGUUCAUACAAGGCAGUGUCAGUAAGCGCCAACUCUCCGGAGUAA
This is a messenger RNA of Saccharomyces paradoxus, 2388 nucleotides long. RefSeq names its product Sog2p (gene SOG2). The record is from RefSeq and is a predicted model, not a curated record. The coding region runs from base 1 to 2388 and encodes 795 amino acids. The transcript has a single exon. Gene Ontology annotation, molecular function: protein binding. NCBI's taxonomy places the organism in Eukaryota, Fungi, Ascomycota, Saccharomycetes, Saccharomycetales, Saccharomycetaceae.